AUGGGUGGAGAAGGAGGAGGAGGUUCUAAGACGACGUCGUCGUCAAGGUGGUGCAACGACAAUACGAAGGCUUACGUAGCCGUGUUAUUAAUACGGCUGAUCUACGCCGGAAUGUUUCUCCUCUCCAAGGCGGCGUUCGACGGCGGCUUCAACAGUUACAUCUUCGUCUUCUACCGGCAAGCCUUCGCCACCGUUGCCCUUGCUCCCCUUGCCUUCUUCCUUGAGUGGACGCACGCGCCGCCGCUUUCUCUCCCCACCUUCUGCAAGAUUUUCGUCCUCUCUCUCGGCGGGAUUACGUUGAGUUUGAACCUCAAUGGGGUGGGUUUAAGGUAUACUUCUGCCAAUUUGGGUGCUGCUUCCAGUAAUGCAGCUCCCGUCAUCACUUUCUUCGUGGCUCUUCUGUUGGGAAUGGAGACUUUAAAGGUGAGGACACGAACAGGAGUGGCAAAACUAGCAGGAAUAGUGAUAUGCUUGGGAGGAGUUGCAGCUCUUGCAUUCUACAAAGGCCCCCAUUUCAAGUUCUUUUGUUGUUUCUUGAUGCUCUUCUCCAACAUCGCCUUUGGCUCUUGGCUUGUCAUUCAGUUAAUCGUUAUGAAGAGCUACCCAUCAAAACUUAUGUUCACGACUCUGCAGUGCUUUCAGAGCUCGAUCCAAUCACUAGUGGUUGCAGUUGUUGCGGAGAGAGAUCUCGAAGAAUGGAAGCUUGGGUGGAACAUAAGACUUUUUGCUGUGGCUUAUUGUGGAGUUGUGGUGACUGGAGUGACAUAUUACUUGCAAGCAUGGGUUUUCGAGAAGAAAGAUCCAGUAUUUCUAGUAGUGCCAACUCCAUUGACAUUCAUCUUUACAAUGUUGUGUUCAGCAGUGCUAUGCGACUCCAUCGCCCUUGGAAGUAUUUUGGGUGGAGUGCUGUUGGCUGGAGGACUCUAUAGUGUUUUAUGGGCAAAAAUCAAAGAAGAGAAGAUGAUUAAGAUGGAGAUCAUUAAGAAGAAGAUUAUCCCAAAAGUGGAAGAACAAGACUGUUCAUCUGAGCUUAAACAAGUUGUUAAAAUUGUUGCCCAUAAUCAAGCCAAUGUCACUGUUUAA
This is a messenger RNA of Linum trigynum, 1083 nucleotides long. The record is from the annotation of a GenBank genome assembly. NCBI's taxonomy places the organism in Eukaryota, Viridiplantae, Streptophyta, Magnoliopsida, Malpighiales, Linaceae.